AUGGCUCUAUGGGCUGCUACUCUGUUCGCCCUUUGUGGCGUUUCCUUAGCCUCCUCAUCAGCGCCAUCACUUAGUUCCGUCAGAACUCUAUUCGAGUUCCCCAAACAAUCUUACAUCGAGAACCUCGCAGUUCGAAGCAAUGGCCAGAUUCUCAUCUCGGAUCUCAGCACAUCGCAACUUUAUCUUUUUGACCCUUCAGCGCCUGGGCCAAGUCAGCCUGUUGUUGUCCAUGACUUCACCGAGUCCCUUGGCCUCGCAGGCAUCGCAGAGUACCAGCCAGACGUAUUUGCCGUGAUUUCGGACCUACGCGGCGUUGGGAUUUCCUCGUCACAUGGCAAGCCAGGGCUCACAUCCCCGCCUGUGGUGAAGAAUAUUGCGCAUGUUAAGCCAGCCCAAUUUCUCAACGGCAUCUCAGUGCUCUCUCAAAAGGACCAAACUCUUCUCGUUGGCGAUGUGAAUGGUGGUGUUAUCUGGAGCUUGGACAUUAAGACGGGACACUACGAGGUUGCUAUUAACAAUACAUUCACAAAGCUUUACGCAUCACCACCUUUUUCAGCAUCGGGAGUAGAUGGAGUUCAUGUUCGCGGCAACUCAGUCUACUUUACAAACUUUGGAAACGGCACUUUCAAUAAGAUGCCCAUCAACUCGGACGGCACCUCUACAGGGCCUGUUACGACAAUUGCACAUACUAAGGGGCCAUUGGACCAGUACGACGACUUUACGUUUGACUGUGAUGGCAAUGCUUUUGUGGUGACUGGAGGCGGAAAUACUAUCGAGCUGAUUUCAGCUGAUGGCAAGCGCCAAGUUUAUUUUGCUGGCAACCUCAACUCUACUGCGAUUGCCGAGCCAACGUCUUGUGCAUUUGGCCGUGGCCCACACGAUAAGAAUGUCCUCUAUGUUGUUACGGCUGGUGGAAUGCAGACGCCAGUAAAUGGAGACAUUGUAAUCGGUGGACAACUCGUUGCAAUCAACACUACUUCGAGGGGAUCUGCAUGCUGA
Molecule: messenger RNA, 999 nt
Organism: Trichoderma breve
Lineage: Eukaryota; Fungi; Ascomycota; Sordariomycetes; Hypocreales; Hypocreaceae
Product: SMP-30/Gluconolaconase/LRE-like region domain-containing protein
Exons: 2
Coding region: 1-999 (332 amino acids)
Source: RefSeq, a predicted model, not a curated record